AUGCCAUUGAAGACUUUGGUAACUGAACCACUUAUUCAUUUCGCAAAGUUAUUAGGAAAACAAGGUAAUUUAGAAACUCAUGAAAAUAAUCAAUAUCAUAUCAAAGCUAUUCAAGAUGGACAAAAUUUUAUAAAAAGUUUUAAUAAUCCAAAAACGGAUAUAAUUAACCAACUAGAUAGUCAUCGCCUUAAAAUAGUCAAAGAGAACCGAGAACGAUUAAAACCCAUAAUUAAAACAAUUAUUUUUUUGGGAAAACAAAAUAUACCAAUUCGAGGCCAUAGAGACAAUGGGUCUAUUUUUGAUAACCCUGAUAAACCAUUGGGUAAUGAGGGUAACUUUAGAGAAUUACUUAAAUUUCGUAUGGAAUCUGGUGACUUAUUACUCAAAUCACACUUUGAACAAACUGGAGCAAACGCAACUUACAUUAGCAAAACCACUCAAAAUAAAUUAAUAUUUAUUAUAGGUGAUUUAAUCCUUCAAAAAAUACUGACAGAUGUAAAUAACAGUCCUUUUUUUAGUAUCAUGUUUGACGAAACUACUGAUAUGGCACACAUUUCACAACUUGUAUUAGUUAUUCGGUGUAUCAAAGACAAAAUUAUUCGUGAAGACUUUAUUGGUUUUAUCGAUGUCCAUAAAGAAAAUUUUAAUUCAAAUGACGACGAGCCAAAAAUGAGUGGAACUUUAAUUGGUGAUACAGUUUUAAAUAUUCUUAAAAAGUUUUCACUAAAUCUAGAUAAUUGUAUUGGUAUAUCUACUGAUAGUUGUGCUACAAUGGUUGGUUUAGAACGAGGAGCUGUUACAACUUUACAAAAUGAUUUAAAAUUUGCUGUUAAGUGCCCAUGUUUUAACCAUGCACUAAAUAAUUCUUUGAUAAAAGGAUGUAAAGUACAGAGUAUCCGAAACACAUUUGGAACUAUUUCUGAAGUUGUAGCAUUUUUCAAUUCAUCUGCUAAACGCACUUUUGUUUUGAAUAAAUAUUUGGGACAUUCUUUGCAUUCACUAUGUCAAACUCGAUGGGUAGAAAAACAUGACUCCAUACUUCAGUUUUCUACAUCUUUGGUAAAAAUUGUAAAAUCAUUGGAUAGUAUUUCUGAGUGGUCUGACACUGUAACAUCUUCAAAAGCUCAUAAUCUUUCAAAGUCCUUAACAUGCUGUGAAUUUAUUGUAUCUUUGCAUUCAAUAUCUAAUAUAUUUUCUGUUACUUCACCCAUUAGUCGCUUAUUGCAAUCCAAAAAUCAAGAUAAACUCUCUGCAACUAAUAUCAUACAAAGUGUUUUAUCAACAUUAAAAACAAAACGUCAAAAUAGCAUUGAUGUUUUUGCUGAAAUAUUUGAAAUAUCUAACCGAUUCAGCAAAGAAGUUGUUGAAAUAUUUGAUCUUGAUUUGUUUCUGCCUAAUGUUAUAGUAAAAGUAUUUCUCGACAAAUGUAUUCUUGGCAAUAAAGUACAACAUAUUAUGGACAAAUUUGGAGAAAUUUUAAUUAAACAUUUGUCUUAUUCAAAAGAUAGUAUUAACAUUAAAUUGGCAGGAGAAAUAGAAUUAUGGCAUGAGUUUUGGAUAAAUAAAAAUAAAAUUCAGUCUGGUGAUAUUCCUAAAACAGCUAUUGAUUUACUUGAGUAUUGUGAAGAAUUAUUAUAUCCAUGCAUUUCAAUUUUGAUACAAAUAUUAUCUGUGUUACCCGCAAGCACAUCAUCUGCUGAACGUUGUUUUUCUUCUCUUCGGCGGUUAAAAACAUGGACAAGAACAAGAAUGGGAGAGGACAGAUUAAAUGGUCUUGCUUUAAUUCACACUCAUAAAGAUGUAGAAAUUGAUAUUGAAGAUUCUUUUUUCACACUUAAUGCAACUGAUUACGGUUUGGCCUUUAGAACAAAGUACACAUCGACCAUUUUUUUACAUGUUGAGGAAAAUGGUCAAAAUUGUCAAGACGCGUUAGGUUUGAAUAAAGGUCAAAUAAACAAAUAA
Messenger RNA from Melanaphis sacchari, 1962 nucleotides. Its product is annotated as 52 kDa repressor of the inhibitor of the protein kinase-like. Lineage: Eukaryota; Metazoa; Arthropoda; Insecta; Hemiptera; Aphididae. The record is from RefSeq and is a predicted model, not a curated record. Gene Ontology annotation, molecular function: protein dimerization activity. The coding region runs from base 1 to 1962 and encodes 653 amino acids. The transcript is spliced from 3 exons.